Messenger RNA from Rotaria sp. Silwood2, 2058 nucleotides. Lineage: Eukaryota; Metazoa; Rotifera; Eurotatoria; Philodinida; Philodinidae. The record is from the annotation of a GenBank genome assembly.
AUGGAAAGAUUUUUAAAUGUCAUUGAAAAAUCAUUAAUACCAUCAAUGACAAUGAAAUUCAAUAAGUUUACUAUUGUUGGUUCAUGCUUGAUUGAUAAAGGUCUACUUGUUCUUUUACAUCUUAUUUCAUUGAAUAGUUCAAUUUUAAUGUUUCUUCAAUUACAAUCACGUCCAUGGUCAUGCCAUAUACUUUAUACAUUAUCAAUACCAUCAUCAAUUCAUAAUUCAAUAAAAUUUCUUUCAAUAAAUUCAUUAUUGAGUAUAUUUAUAGAUGAAGAAAAAAAUCAAAAUGGAUUUUAUAUAAUUGAUAAUAAUAAAGAAAAUUUUCGAAGAAAUAUUGAAUUUAUUCCAUGUUCAUUAUCAACAUAUAUUUACUGUUAUUUACAUGAUAAUUAUUAUUGGUUAAUGGGUACUGAAAUUGAUUUGAAUAUGCAACGAAAAUUGAUUAAAGUCUACUAUGGUUGCUCAACUUGUUCAUCUCGUUCACUUGUUUCAUUUAAUACUAAUAAAUUUAUUCCUAUAUCUCUUGUUGAUAAUAUUCAAGACAUACAUAUUAUUAAUCAUAAAAUUCAAUUAAAAACACGUUUAAUUUUGGGUGAUCUUAUUAUAUCAAGUAAAGAUCAUCGAAUCUUUACAUGUCACAAUGGUACAAUAUGUCAAGAACUUCCAAUGAAUAACAUAAUUACUUCCAUUCUAACCUAUUAUACAAUUGAAAAUGAACAAUUACUUCUUUUUAUGAAAAAAGAUAUUCAAUCUGUUGAAAUAUUUCAAUAUGGUGAAAAUUUUCUAUUAACUCCAUACAUAAAUACAAAUGAAACAGCUAAUUAUAUUCUUAUUGAUGAUUUUAAUCAUAUAGGAUGGAAACAAAUAUUAUUUUUAAAAAAUGAUUUUAAUCUAAAUUCAUUUAUGUUAACUGAUUUUUCACAAAUACAUAUAUUUCAACAAGAAUCAAAUUAUGAAUAUAAUACUGAAGAAAAACUUUUAUCAAUUGAAAUGGAUGAUGCUGAUAUUCAAACUAGUUUUGCUCUUGCUCAAGAUAUUCUUCGAAAGAAAAUCAUUACAGAAACAAAAAGUCUUAUUCAAAAUUCGAACAUUUCAACAUCAAUUCUUCAAUUAAUUGAAACCAAUUGGUUUGUCUAUCGAACAAAUUUAUUUUUAUAUGCAACAAUUAAAAAUCCUACUAAUUUAACUUCAGUAUAUCUAUUUGGUAUUGACAAAAAUUCUAAUAAAAUAAAGCUAUUCAAUUUAAAAACUGCUUUUCAAUCAUCAUUAAACGAACAAACAAUCUUUAAUUUAAAUUCUUGUUCAUGUGGAACAUUUAUUUUAACAACAAUAAUUGAACUAGAUAAAGAUAUUGAUAUAGAACUCUAUCUAUUGAUUGAUGAUGAUAAUAAACUUUUUCAUGUUGGUUCUAUUAACAUAUUAAUUGACGAUCUUAUGAAUCCGAAUAAUGAACGAAUAUUAAAAUUGAAUGCAUUAGAAACUGAAUCAAUGAAUAGUUUAAUGUAUCGACAAGCAUUGAUUUAUUUGAAUACAUUAUUUCGUUUGGAUAUAAAUAUUCAAUCAAUUACAAAACUUCAUCUUAUUGAACAUUUUAGACAAUUAUUAUCAAAUAUUGGAUUUAAUUCCAUUAUUCAUAUACCAAAUGUUUAUAUACGUAAUAACAAAGGAAAUAUUUUUGAACAUGCACUUAUUCAUCUUGUUAAUGAAGAUGAUUUUAUUGUUGAUGACUUAAUUGUGCAUUUCUAUGCUGAGAAUUCUUCUGAAGCCAUGAUGAUUGCAAAAUAUAUUUUAUCUAAACUUGAUUUUCAAACAUUUUCAUUGGCUAAUACAAUAAAUUCAUCAUAUCAAGAACAAAAUGUUAAAAUUCUCAAUCGUAUUCAAACGGAAUUAACAUCUUAUUUAGAUAUAUUGAAACAAAUUCCAACAAUAAUGCGUAAAAUUGUUCCAACAUCAAAAUCAGAAUCAUAUCGAUUAUUAAAAUUAGAUAAUUUUCAGUCAUUUCAAAAUGAAUGUCAUCUUACGGAUCUAUUAUUAACAUCAUUAGUUAUACAUUAA